Ostrinia nubilalis (European corn borer) is the source of this 1242-nucleotide messenger RNA. RefSeq names its product DNA polymerase beta-like. Gene Ontology annotation, molecular function: DNA-directed DNA polymerase activity; DNA binding. NCBI's taxonomy places the organism in Eukaryota, Metazoa, Arthropoda, Insecta, Lepidoptera, Crambidae. The coding region runs from base 214 to 1218 and encodes 334 amino acids. Gene Ontology annotation, biological process: base-excision repair; double-strand break repair via nonhomologous end joining. The transcript is spliced from 6 exons. The record is from RefSeq and is a predicted model, not a curated record.
AUUAAUUUGUUUCUCAUUGCUAUUAUUUUUUAUAAAUUUAAUCGUAUUUUAUUUUUUAUUUAUUUAUUUUAUUUGGUGCACAAAACAGGGAUACAACUAUAACAUACAAAGCAGGUUAUACAGUAUAACUUGUUGCAGCUCCAAUAACAAGUGCACACAACAUACAAAUCGAGUUAACAAUACAGGGUGUUAGAUUAUACUAAACAACUAACAAUGAGUAAGCGUAAAAAUCCAGCAGAUACCUAUAAUAAAAAUGCAAACUUUUGCGACUUUUUGAUGGAAUUAGCAGAUUAUGAAAAAAACGUUAGUCGAAACAUACACAAGUAUAAUGCAUACAGAAAAGCAGCAAGUGUAUUGGCCGCACAUCCCAAGAAAAUCGAAUCUGGAGACGAAGCAAAAAAACUGAAUGGUAUAGGAGAAAAAAUUGCGAAAAAAAUUGACGAGUUUAUACAAACAGGAAAAUUAAGGAAAUUAGAAAAUAUACAUCAAGACACAGAUGCCCAAGCAAUAAGUUUACUGACGCGAGUGUCCGGUAUAGGACCCGUAAAAGCUGCUGAACUUGUUAGAAAUGGCAUUAAAACAAUUGAAGAUUUGAGAAAUAAUGAAAAUAAAUUAAACCAUCAUCAACUUAUCGGUUUAAAGUAUUUUGAAGAUUUUGAGCGGAAAAUACCACGAUCUGAAAUUCAAGAGAUAGAAACUAUGCUUCAAAAGAAAAUUGCAAAAAUAGAUUGCAAUUAUACAAUUACUAUUUGCGGGAGUUACAGACGCGGUAAGUCUGAGAGCGGUGAUAUCGACGCAUUAGUGACGCACCCCACACUGAAAGUAUCAGAAGGAAAGAAGAAACACAGUGAAGUAUUUCUAAAAACUCUUGUAGAUGAAUUGAAGAUAGAUCUCGUUGUCGACGUUAUAUCUAUAGGAGAUACUAAGUUUAUGGGUGUCUGCCGUGCAUCAAGCGAGUCCACGGCGCGUCGACUCGAUAUAAGGCUGGUGCCACACGAACAGUAUUACUGCGCGGUGCUUUACUUCACGGGCAGUGAUGUGUUUAACAAGACCAUGCGCGCGCACGCGCUCGAAAAAGGAUUCACCCUCAACGAGUAUUCCUUGCGGCCAGUGGGAAUAACUGGAGUUCCCGGAGAACCGGUACCGAUUUCGUCCGAAGAGGAUAUUUUUGACUACAUAGACUAUCCAUUUAAAAAGCCUGAAGAAAGAAAUAUGUAAACAGAUUAAAAACACCUCUUUGUU